Malassezia vespertilionis is the source of this 2577-nucleotide messenger RNA. It is a transcript of the gene sec1, whose product is annotated as syntaxin binding protein 1. Gene Ontology annotation, biological process: vesicle-mediated transport; intracellular protein transport. Gene Ontology annotation, cellular component: plasma membrane; secretory granule. The transcript has 3 exons. The coding region runs from base 1 to 2577 and encodes 858 amino acids. Gene Ontology annotation, molecular function: syntaxin binding. The record is from RefSeq and is a predicted model, not a curated record. Lineage: Eukaryota; Fungi; Basidiomycota; Malasseziomycetes; Malasseziales; Malasseziaceae.
AUGUCGGCCAAGAGUCUACAGACGCUGGUAAAGAACCGCUAUAUUCAUGCGAUCCAGUCGGUCCAGCCGCCAACGCGGUGGAAGCACCUUGUUGUGGACUCCCAUACGAUGGCGUACCUGAACUGCGUGAUGCGCAUGUUUGACAUUCUGGAUCAGAACGUCGCACAAGUGGAAAACAUCGAAAAGCGGCGCGACCCGAAGCCAGACUACGAGGCCAUGUACCUGCUCACUUCGACCUCCCAGAAUGUAGAUCGGGUCAUUGAAGAGCUUGCGCCGUCCGCAUCUGGAAAGCAGCCGCAGUUCGGUGCGGGUCACGUCUUUUUCGUCGAUAGCAUCUCCGACGCACUGGUCGAAAAGCUGACCAGCUCGGCAGCAGGCCCCAAGCUGCGCCAGCUGGUGGAGCUGUUUGUCGCAAUGUGGCCGAUGGAAGCGCAAACAUUUUUGCUCAAGCAGCCGCACUCCCUCUUUCACCUCUUCCAGCCCAUGUCCACGCCGUAUUCGCCCAGCAUGGAAGAAUCGCUCGCGCUUGUCCAGGAAGAACUGGAUUUGGCCGCACAGGCCUUGCUAAACGUGUGUAUCACACUGAAUGAAAAUCCGCACAUCCGGUACUUGAACCCCAGCGGCGAGCCGCUCGGCCCUUUGAGCCUAGCCGCACAGCACGAUACGGUCGAAGGCGCAACGGUUCCGCCGCCGAAGCAGGAGUGUGGCGGUUUGGAUGCGAUCCGCGUCGGCGAGCAUUUUACCAAGCAGCUUGCCUUCCGCGUGCAGGCGCUCUUGGACGACUAUGCCAAGACGGGACAACUCCUCGGCGAGCCCAACAGGCCGCAAGGUGUGCUGCUUAUCACCGACCGUACGAUGGAUACCGUCGCUCCCUACCUGCACGAAUUUACCUACCAGGCCAUGGUCAACGACCUGCUCAAGCUUGAAGAGGGGACACGGUACAAGCACACGUACACCAACGCAGAAGGCGAGCGCGAAGAAGUGGUGGCCGAGCUCAGCGACGAAGACGACAUCUUCACCGCCAUUCGGCACUUGCACAUUGCCGAAGCCAUAGCGCACCUCACGAACGAAUUUCAGCAGCAUAUGGGCGAGGCCGCGACCUUUUCGAAUGCAGGGAGCAUCAGUGGGAUGCGCGAUAUGCUUGCGUCGCUUCCGCAUAUGCAGUCGACCAAGGAAAAGUUGUCGCUGCACCUCUCCCUCGCACAGCAGUGCAUGGACCGCUUUGAAAAAAGCAAGCUCGCGGCGCAGGCCAUGGUCGAGCAAAACAGCGCAACGGGCCGUGAUCCCAGCGGGGCUAAACCGCGCGCGCUGGUCGAGGAAAUGGUGCCGCUUUUGGGCGACGCGCAGAUUUCUAACGCAGACAAGGUGCGGAUCAUUGCGCUGUAUAUCCUGUUCUGCGAGGGCGUCCACGACGAAGACCGCAAGCGUCUCUUUCAGCAUGCACGCCUAUCGAGCAGCGAGGUUGGCGCGGUGAACAACUUGGUGCAUCUCGGUGUGCGCACAGUGCGCGAUACGUCUGGCUCGGGCUUCGACGCGAUUUUCAAGAGGCGCAAGCGCGAGCUAAAGCCCAUGGGGCCGCUCAAAGGCGAGGGCGAGUACGAGCUGAGCCGGUACCAGCCGCUGAUCCGGACUAUGAUCGAGGAGCAUAGCAUGGGCCGCCUGGACCAGUCCUACUUUCCAUAUGUAAAGGACGCGCCGCCAGAAACAGCCGCGCUUGGCUCCUUGUCGCGCACGACAUCGCCUAGCAUCUCUUCGUUCAGCAGCAGUGCAAGUGGCAUGGCCACCUCGAUGCUCAACUCGGCGAUCAACGCGACGGGCGGAAAAGAUUCGCCAUUUGCGCGCGUCGGCCGCUUCGACGCUUCGAGCACCGCCAGGCCGAGCCCGAGCGGCUCGGCGAGUUUGCGCAGCGCCAAGCCAACCUGGCACCAAAAAAGCCGCGCGAGUUCUGUUGCUUCCAUCAACACCGCCGGCGGAGCGCUCGCCACGUCGCGCGGCCCGAUUUCCCCGGAGACGAGCAAUCCAACGGCGCAGCGUGUGAUUGUGUUUAUGGCUGGCGGUAUGACCUACUCGGAAAUCCGCACAGCGUACCAGGUUGGGCGGCGUAUGAACACGGACGUGUACAUCGGCUCGUCCCACAUUCAUACCCCUGCAUCGUUCAUGGACGAGCUGCGUGUGCUUGGAACGGCGCGGCAGCCCGCGCCCAACUCGCCGCACAUCCAAGCGCGGCGCGAGGCAGAAGCGGCAUUCCAGCGGCAAAAGGCGAUGGUGGAGCAGGACAAGAAAUUCAAACCCAAGGUUAUCGAGCCGCCGGCGUAUACACACAUGCUGCCGCCGCAGAAGCGCUACGAUCUGCGGUACGCGACCGUGUCGGAGCCGGAGCCGGAGCCGGAGAAGGAGAAGGCGAGCGGCAAGGAGCGAAUAGCAGGCGCCUUCAAUUCUUUCCGUGGUCAGGGGCCGGAUUUGAAUGCAAAACCGCAGCCGGCAGCACCCGCCCCAGAAGAGCGUGUGAAACGCCGGGAUCUGUCCAAGUUCAAGGUACGUGGAGAGGUGCUCACAGCAGAAUCCAUUCUCGUUUAA